Annulohypoxylon truncatum is the source of this 465-nucleotide messenger RNA. RefSeq names its product mitochondrial large subunit ribosomal protein-domain-containing protein. The transcript has 2 exons. The coding region runs from base 1 to 465 and encodes 154 amino acids. Gene Ontology annotation, biological process: translation. NCBI's taxonomy places the organism in Eukaryota, Fungi, Ascomycota, Sordariomycetes, Xylariales, Hypoxylaceae. Gene Ontology annotation, cellular component: ribosome; mitochondrial large ribosomal subunit. The record is from RefSeq and is a predicted model, not a curated record. Gene Ontology annotation, molecular function: structural constituent of ribosome.
AUGUUACUGCCUAGGAUUUUCCGCCCCAUAGUGGCCCAUCCAGCACCUCUAUCUACAUCAUUGACACGCAUCGUAUUGCCAGUACGGACCCGAUAUCUCUCCACGACGACGAUACAGUCUAACGAUCCGAUCACCGAGCCUGUCUCUCCUCCCUCCUCGGAAUCAGACACACCCGAGACACAGCCAGAAACACAGCCGCAGGAGAAAGUCUCUUUACCCUACUUCGUUGGCAGAAACAGUCUCAACAGUCUAUCGGUCUAUCACAAGAAUAAACGAGGUGGAAAUCUUAAACUUACAUUGGUGAAGAAUGGAGAGGGGGACCUCCGUGCUCUGAAGCAAGAUAUUAAGGAGGCCUUACGGUUAUCCGAUGGCGAUGUGACUCUGAACAGUGUAACCAAGCAUAUCAUAAUAAGAGGCCAUAAGAAGCUGCAAGUUCUCGACUUCCUUGAAGCCAUGGGCUUCUAA